Messenger RNA from Tyto alba (common barn owl), 1905 nucleotides. RefSeq names its product cytochrome P450 2J2. Gene Ontology annotation, biological process: xenobiotic metabolic process. NCBI's taxonomy places the organism in Eukaryota, Metazoa, Chordata, Aves, Strigiformes, Tytonidae. The record is from RefSeq and is a predicted model, not a curated record. Gene Ontology annotation, cellular component: cytoplasm; intracellular membrane-bounded organelle. Gene Ontology annotation, molecular function: iron ion binding; heme binding; oxidoreductase activity, acting on paired donors, with incorporation or reduction of molecular oxygen, reduced flavin or flavoprotein as one donor, and incorporation of one atom of oxygen.
AUGGAGCUUCAGUUUUGGCCUGAAUUGGUUUCUCUCUUGGAAAAGCUGAAUGGUCAGAUGCUCUUGGUGAUUCUGGUCAUCUUUCUUUUGAUUAUUGACCUUGUGAAAAAGAGGUGACCCAGGAAUUUCCCUCCAGGGCCACAGCUCUUUCCUCUCCUGGGAACCUUUGUGGACUUUAAGCAGCCCCCCCAUCUAGCGCUGCAGAAGCUUACUGAUCAGUACAGGAACAUCUUCAGUGUGCAGUUUAAAAGUCUGACUUUUGUAGUAGUCAAUGGAUACCAGAUGGUGAGAGAGGCUCUUGCCCACCAGGCUGAAAUAUUUGCAGAUAGACCAAAUAUUCCCCUCCUCCAAGACAUAUUUAGAGGCUUUGGGCUCAUAUCAUCAAGUGGUCAAAUAGGGAGGCAACAGAGGAAGUUUGUUCCAGCAACACUGAAAACCAUGGCUGUAAGCUUUGAGGAAAAAGUUGAGAGCCGCUACCUUGUGGAGAUGACUGAGGAGAAACGAGGACAACCAUUUGACCCUCAUUACAAAAUUAACAGUGCUGUUUCGAACAUCAUCUGUUCCAUAACUUUUGGGAACCGCUUCAACUACCAUGACAACCGUUUCCAGGAAUUACUGCGCUCGCUGGCUGAAAUGCUGCUGCUCAUCGGAAGUUUCUGGAGCCAGCUGUAUAAUGCUUUUCCUUUGGUUAUGAGAUGGCCGCCAGGACCCUUUAGGAAAAUCUUCAAGCACUGGUAGAAACUUCAAUAUUUUGUGAAAGUAGUGAUCGUGAAGCACGAGGAAGAUUUGGACCAGCCUGAGGCAGGAGAUUAUAUCGAUUGUUACCUGAAGGAAAUAGAAAAGUUUUAGGGUGACACCAACUCAUAUUUCCAUGAGGAAAACCUGCUGUGCUCCAGCCUGGACCUCUUCUUAACCAGGACUGAGACAAUGGCAACUACCAUCUGCUGGGCUCUGCUCUACGUGGCCACGUACCCCCACAUUCAGGAGAAAAUGCAGCUCGAGAUCAACACGGUGAUUGGCCAGUCCCACCAGCCCCUGAUGGCUGAGAAGGAGAACGUACCGUACACCAGCACAGUGCUGAGCGAGGUCCUGCGGAUGGGCAGCGUUGUGCCACUGGAGGUGCCCAGGAUGUCCACCAGCACCACCACCCUGGCUGCCUUCCACUUCCCCAAAGGCAUCACCCUGAUGACCAGCCUGACUUCGAUAAUGUUCGAUAAAAACGUGUGGGAGACUUCAGACACCUUUAAUCCUGAACAUUUCCUGGAAAACGGCCAGUACAGGAGGCGGGAGGCUUUUCUGCCCUUCUCUGCAGGUACACGGGCUUGCCCCCGGGAGCAGAUCGCUGGGACUGAGCUCUUCAUCUUCUUCACAGCCCCCCUGCAGAAGUUCACCUUCCAGGCACUGGUGGCUGCCACGCUGACCCUCGCCUUCAUGCUCAGCCUCACACGCUGCCCCAAGACCUUGCAGACCUGCGCGCUGCCUCACAACUGAGGCCGACGUGGGGCCACCCCACACCCCCCCACUUCGGCCCUCUGCAAGCUGGAAGUGUCCCUUCUCCCAUCCGACCCAUAGAUUCGGGGCUGAAAUGAUGGGCCACAGAUGUCACCAAUGUGAGAGUGGCAGUGGGAAGGGCAGGAGGGCCACAUCCUGCACACUGCAGCGAGGGCAACCCUCUCAGCUCUUCCCUUCACCUCCUGCCUCCUCCCCUCUCUCAGUUUGACAAAAUGUAUGAAUUUAAAAGCCUUAAUACUUAAUUUCCACUGUUAGCAAGUCCCAGGAAGGUUUCUGCCAGCUGCAAAAAUAUGGACACAGUUGAAUCCGUGUCGGCUCCUCCAUAGGAGUUAUGUCCACCACGCAGACACCAUUUAGCAACCCCUAAAUGCCAAUGUUGCAGCACUCUGUAUG